GGACAUGUGAAGUUUGAUAGCAACGGAGAUAGAAUUGUUCCUAUUAGAAUUCGACUACUUCAAGGUGGAAGUCUUGUAACAGCUGCAGUAUACCAUCCAGAUAGUAACCGACUUUUACACAAUGAUAGUUUAUUGUGGCAAGGCUCACCUCCUUUGGACGGUCAGCGUUUUGUAUAUAACACUAUGUCCAUGCCCUGGCCGCUGUUCUGGUUUGUAAUCGCAAUUACGUCAUGCGCUAUUCUAUUAUCUUUGCUCUUCUUGAUAUUUAACGUGGUAUAUCGURCUAACAGCUUUAUCAAGCUAUCAAGUCCAAAUAUCAAUCACGUGGUGAUAAUAGGCGCCAUUUUAAUCUACACAUCGGUCYUAGUUUUCAUUUUGGACAGUCGUGUUGUGAACUCGACUACCCUGCCAUCGCUUUGCUCCGUCACAGUAUAUUUCCUUGGCAUUGGCUACAGCCUUUUCUUCGGAGCGAUGUUUUCAAAGACCUGGCGAGUUUAUCAGAUCUUAAACAAAGUMUACAUGAAAAAGAAGGUACGAGUCAAUACCUACGAAGAUAAUAAUGAUUCUCUCGUAGCAACAGUAUUCAGUAACAGUGUUGUGUAGUAUGUUUUGUCAGUAUAUUUGUAGCAUCUGAAGGAGAAGU
Molecule: messenger RNA, 643 nt
Organism: Exaiptasia diaphana
Lineage: Eukaryota; Metazoa; Cnidaria; Anthozoa; Actiniaria; Aiptasiidae
Product: gamma-aminobutyric acid type B receptor subunit 2-like
Exons: 5
Biological process (GO): G protein-coupled receptor signaling pathway; gamma-aminobutyric acid signaling pathway
Cellular component (GO): membrane; G protein-coupled receptor heterodimeric complex
Molecular function (GO): G protein-coupled GABA receptor activity
Source: RefSeq, a predicted model, not a curated record